AUGGUCUGGGGUAUGCGGCAUCUGGACACGCUUGAGGUGGGAAUGACCCGCCUUCAGUACCUGCGGGCGUUGCUCGACUUCAAGAGAUGGUGCUGUAAGGAACUUCCAAGACAGAAAACCGCCAGGAUCAAGGGGGACGGCGUGCUGGAGCACGAGGACGAGAUAGGAAGGUACAUCGACGACGACAUGGGUGAUCUGUGUUACACCGACAAGGACGACCUUCUUUGGAUGCACGGUCCACGCGUCAACGCCACGCGGAUCAGGGCGUACAUUUUGUCAAUCGCGAGGCAGAAGGGUAUUGCAAAGGCCGCGGAGCUCGAGGAGCUGAAAGCCGAGAAGAACAAGGAUGCUCAUCUGCACCACAGCUACGCGGCGAGACACUUGGAGGAGGAGAUGUGCGCCGUCGGCCACACACUGUUGUGGCUCCACUUCGUUUACGACCAGCUGAGCCGCUCGCCCACCUCUCGAUUUGUGCCACCCCUCGACUUCAGUACUCCGUACAUGUGGUACCACAAGCACCUCUUUCAUGCUCGGAACGACAAGAUACAAAAACAGCUGCCGGCUUCAUCGCAUUCUCGGAUCACGAAGGAGAUGUGGCGGACGAACAAGAUCUUCAUCACGCGCAACACCCACGCCGCCCGGGCAGGUGGGGCACAGGAGCUGGCCGACGAUGGCGUUCCGCAAUCUGACAUCGCCGACUUGGGCCACUGGGCACUCGACAAGCUUGCGAAGAGCUACAUCACGACCAUUCCGAAGGCGGCGAUAUUAAGAAAGGCCGGCUACACGGGCAAGCGCGGUGACUACCACCUCGGCCGCAGCAUGGCAAAGCCCGACGACAAGGUGGUGGCCCUCAUCGCCCAGCAUAUCUUUCCGUGGGCGGAAGCGGAACUGGCCUAG
Closterium sp. NIES-65 is the source of this 897-nucleotide messenger RNA. NCBI's taxonomy places the organism in Eukaryota, Viridiplantae, Streptophyta, Zygnematophyceae, Desmidiales, Closteriaceae. The record is from the annotation of a GenBank genome assembly.